Molecule: messenger RNA, 1258 nt
Organism: Anopheles funestus (African malaria mosquito)
Lineage: Eukaryota; Metazoa; Arthropoda; Insecta; Diptera; Culicidae
Gene: Pcmt
Product: protein-L-isoaspartate(D-aspartate) O-methyltransferase
Exons: 6
Coding region: 418-1101 (227 amino acids)
Biological process (GO): protein modification process
Cellular component (GO): cytoplasm
Molecular function (GO): protein-L-isoaspartate (D-aspartate) O-methyltransferase activity
Source: RefSeq, a predicted model, not a curated record
ACAACAUUUUUUUGUUUUGAUUUUUGAAACAGCUGAGUGUCCUUUGGCUGGAAACAAAGUAAUUGUUUAUAUAAAAUUUUCCUACCAUCAAUUUAUGUCUUUUAGUUUAUUUGGUAAUGUCUUCUUCUUGUGAAGUUACAUAUUGGGAUGGAAAUAAAACUGAGUUGCUCGUAAAACAUCAGUAGGCCGGGCAAAUCGAUAAAAUUCGCACAAAUUUUGACAGUACCAUCUAGAAUUUCGAAAGCUAUUUGCGAACUCGGAACUGUUGCUGCUCUUCUCGUAUCGUCGUAGUACACUAGCGCUGGGUUUUUUUCUAUUGGUUCUAGAAUUUACUUUUGCAGUCGAAGGGAUACAGAUUAUUUGCGACCGGAAAUCACCCAGCGAAUUCUGCGGCAUUGAGUGAUUGAGCGGAACAAAAUGGCUUGGCGUUCCAAGGGAUUAAAUAAUGCGGAUCUUAUCCGACAGCUGCAAGAGUAUAACAUCAUCAAAUCGGAAGCCGUCGCGCAGGCAAUGCUAGCCACCGACCGGAAGCAUUACGUACCGGAAAACCUGCAUCCGUACACGGAUGCACCGCAACGGAUCGGACACGGGGCCACUAUUAGUGCGCCGCAUAUGCACGCUCAUGCACUGGAGCUGUUGCAGCCGUACCUGAAACACAACAGCAAGGUGUUGGACGUUGGUUCCGGGUCGGGCUAUUUAACCGCUUGCUUUGCCCGCUUCAUACACCGGGAACCGUCGGCUACCGGGUACGCUGUCGGUAUCGAGCAUCAUCCGCGGCUGGUCGAGCUGGGCCGCAAAAACAUUGGACAGGAUGAUCAAUCGCUGAUCGAUACUGGGAAGCUUAUACUCGUUGAGGGUGACGGUCGGCAAGGAUGGAAGGAACAUGCACCGUACGAUUGCAUUCAUGUGGGAGCAGCUGCACCUGAAACACCUCAAGAGCUAAUCAACCAGCUAAAACCGGGUGGCCGAUUGAUUGUGCCGGUCGGUCCAGAAGGCAGCACACAGUAUCUCGAACAGAUCGACAAAGCUUUGGAUGGGCAGAUCACCAACACGAAGCUGAUGGGUGUGAUGUACGUCCCAUUAACGGAUCUGCACAAAUGAUGCUGCAAUGGGCGGCAACUGUACUACCUGGCGGUAAGACUGGUGGCUAUAAUUAUAAUUAUUUUUCUCGGUUACACUAUCGUAAAGACCUAUUUCAUAGUAUGAACAGCUUCAAAUCAGCUUAAUCGAAUAAAAUUUGUUACGUGUUAGUUUGAAA